Molecule: messenger RNA, 2466 nt
Organism: Aureobasidium uvarum
Lineage: Eukaryota; Fungi; Ascomycota; Dothideomycetes; Dothideales; Saccotheciaceae
Source: the annotation of a GenBank genome assembly
AUGAGUUCACCACUCGGUCCUCCUGAAUCAUCAGCUGCUGCUGGUGGCCGCAAACGCCAGCGAGACGACGAAGAUGUACACAUGCGCUCAUCCUCUGCCGCUCCUCCUUCAAGCCCUCCCAGAUCCUCGCCUCCUCCACUACCGCGAGACGAACUUGACGAUGACGAAGACGAUAUCAUUGAGCCCGAUGAGGACCUCAUCCCAGACCUUGACGAUGCCGAAGAACAGCUAGAAGACGAUGCUGGUGUCGACCUGUUCGGUGACAACUUCGAGAAUGAUUACAGACGUCGCGAAGACGACUUCUACGAGGGCCAGGAUAUCGAUGAUGAAGGAGACUACGACGACCUGGACCUGGCUGCCAGACGACAACUCGAUGCCCGCCUCAACCGUCGUGACCGCGAGCUGGCUCGCCAAAGGAGACCCCAAGUAGCUUUGGAUGAGGACGAGGACGACUUGAUGGAUCUGACCAGACAGCCCCGCAGGCGGCGACACAGAUACGAUGAGGAACAGGACGACAUGGAUAUGACUGAGGACAUCAUGACCGAGGAGCUCUCUGCCGAAGGCCUGGCCGAUGUCAAGGCCGCCAACCUGACUGAUUGGAUUGCACAACCCGCUGUACAUCGCGGUAUCGCUCGUGAGCUCAAAUCCUUCUUGACCGAGUUCGUUGACGACAACGGCAUCUCUGUUUAUGGUGUCCGCAUCCGCACCUUGGGUGAGGUCAACGCCGAAUCUCUGGAGAUCGACUGGGAGCACCUCAGUAUGACAAAGCCUACACUGGCAUACUUCAUUGCCAACGUACCUACCGAGACUCUCAAAAUCUUCGACCGCGUCGCCAUGGACGUCACUCUCUACCACUACCCCGACUACGAACGCAUCCAUUCCGAAAUUCACGUUCGCAUUAACGGAUUGCCUACGACCUACACCUUGCGAGAGUUGCGCCAAAGUCAUCUCAAUUCCCUCGUCAGAGUCAGUGGUGUCGUGACACGCCGUACUGGUGUCUUCCCUCAACUCAAGUACAUCAAGUUCGACUGCACCAAGUGCGGUGUCACUCUGGGUCCCUUCCCCCAAGACUCCAACUCUGAAGUCAAGAUCUCGUUCUGUCAAAACUGCCAAUCACGUGGUCCCUUCACCAUCAAUUCCGAAAAGACAGUCUACCGCAACUAUCAGAAGAUCACUCUGCAAGAGUCGCCGGGAACUGUGCCUGCCGGUCGUCUGCCUCGACACAGAGAAGUCAUUCUUUUGUGGGAUCUGAUCGAUUCGGCCAAGCCCGGUGAGGAAGUCGAGAUUACUGGUAUCUACCGCAACAACUACGAUGCCGCCCUGAACAACAAGAACGGUUUCCCCGUCUUUGCAACCAUUAUUGAAGCCAACCAUGUCAUCAAGUCUCACGACCAGCUCUCUGGCUUCAGACUGACAGAGCAAGAUGUAGAAGACAUUCCUGUCGCACUCAGUCUAUUUGGUGGUGUGAGCAAGGAAGCUCAAGGCAAGCAUUCUAUCAGAGGUGAUAUUAACGUAUUGCUCCUCGGAGACCCCGGUACUGCAAAGUCACAGGUGUUGAAGUACAUAGAGAGUACUGCACACAGAGCCGUCUUUGCUACAGGUCAGGGUGCUUCAGCCGUUGGUCUGACCGCCUCGGUGAGACGUGAUCCAAUGACUUCAGAGUGGACUCUCGAAGGAGGUGCUCUGGUGCUGGCAGACAAAGGAACCUGCCUGAUCGACGAGUUCGACAAGAUGAACGACCAAGACCGUACUUCUAUCCACGAAGCCAUGGAACAACAAACCAUUUCCAUCUCCAAGGCCGGUAUCGUCACAACACUACAAGCUCGCUGCGCAGUAGUGGCAGCAGCCAACCCUAUCGGAGGCAGAUACAACGGCACCGUCCCCUUCAGUCAAAAUGUCGAACUCACCGAACCCAUCCUCUCUCGUUUCGACAUCCUCUGCGUGGUCCGCGACACUGUUGACCCGGAAGAAGACGAACGCCUAGCUGCAUUCGUUGUAAAUUCGCACGGCAGAGCACACCCUACCCUUAGUGGUUCCGCCAGCGAUGCACCAGUCAACAGUAUGCAAGAUGCCAAUAUGGAGAUUGACGGCGACCAAGGAACCAGCAAGCAAGGCGAGAUACCGCAAGAUAUGUUGAGAAAGUACAUUCUCUAUGCUCGCGAGAAGCAUCGUCCUCAAUUGGUCUCGAUCGAUCAAGACAAGAUUGCGAGACUGNUCCGUCAUCUGGAAUCCAUCCUCCGUAUCGCCGAAGCCUUUGCCAAAAUGCGUCUAUCCGAGUACUGCAGCAGUACAGAUAUUGACCGUGCCAUCGCUGUCGCUGUUGACUCGUUCGUGGGCAGCCAAAAGGUCAGCUGUAAGAAAGCGUUGGCUAGAGCAUUUGCAAAGUACACGCUUGCUAGACCUGGAGCUGUUCGCAAGAGCAGGAACGCAAGAGCCGGUGCUGCCAAUGUUGAUGUCGCUGCUUGA